GCAGCAGAAAGGCUCUGGGACAGGAUCCCACCCACCCUCUUCCUGAUAUAAGGUCUGGCUGGAAAACGACUUCUUCAUUUUUGCUUUUUGCUCAGAGGGUGACUGCAUCUUCUUUCCACAGCCUGGCAAUGCCUGUGGAUUUCAAUGGAACCUGGAACCUUGUCAGCAAUGACAACUUUGAAGGUUACAUGGUGGCCUUAGGUAUUGACUUUGCAACACGCAAAAUCGCAAAAAUGCUGAAGCCUCAGAAGGUGAUCAAACAAGACGGUGAUUCAUUUCAUAUCCACACCACCAGCACGUUUAGAGAUUAUGUGCUUCAAUUCAAAAUUGGACAAGAGUUUGAAGAAGAUAAUAAAGGCCUGGAUAACAGAAAAUGCAAGAGCCUAGUUACCUGGGAAAACGACAAACUUGUCUGUGUUCAGACUGGUGAGAAGAAGAACAGGGGCUGGACUCACUGGCUCGAAGGAGAUGACCUCCACCUGGAGCUUCGUUGUGAGAAUCAAGUGUGUAGACAGGUCUUCAAGAGAGCUUGAAUUUGUGUACUGGUUCCUACACAGAGACACAGCUGCAUACAGGAGACGAUGAAUCCUCAUGCACACUGACAGCCAUACGGACCAGAACGGAUGAUUAACCUAAAUGCUCUGAUGUUUCUGGCUCAGGAAAUAAGUCUGCUGUUGCCAGUGUUAAAGAUCUGAUUUUUGCUAGUAAAUGCUCAAAACCAAACCAA
This is a messenger RNA of Columba livia (rock pigeon), 727 nucleotides long. It is a transcript of the gene RBP7, whose product is annotated as retinol binding protein 7. Gene Ontology annotation, molecular function: fatty acid binding. The transcript has 4 exons. Gene Ontology annotation, biological process: fatty acid transport. The record is from RefSeq and is a predicted model, not a curated record. Lineage: Eukaryota; Metazoa; Chordata; Aves; Columbiformes; Columbidae. Bases 129 to 533 code for a protein of 134 amino acids. Gene Ontology annotation, cellular component: nucleus; cytosol.